Molecule: messenger RNA, 531 nt
Organism: Tricharina praecox
Lineage: Eukaryota; Fungi; Ascomycota; Pezizomycetes; Pezizales; Pyronemataceae
Exons: 6
Coding region: 1-531 (176 amino acids)
Source: RefSeq, a predicted model, not a curated record
AUGGGUGCCAGCAUCCCCAAUCGACGGAAGCCAACCGUGCUCGGCGUCGGGCUCGGAUUGGUCCCUCCCCGCGCGACUACCGAGAGCGGGCGGCCGUUUGUCCGCACGGAACGAUCGAUCCUGGCAGCUGGUUGCGACUGUACUGUUGACCACUGGUUGUCGUCGCCGUGUACUCACAUUGCUGGGUCCCCGCCUCCCUCCCCGCCCCGCGAUCGAUGGAGGCUUGUUGCGGUCCACCUGCUACUAACCAAGUCUGCGUUCCUGGUCGGUGUGCCCACCGCCCACUGCCGACAAAGUUUCAAACUCGAACUCCACGCCACGUACGCUCUUGGUUCCACACAUAUAUCAACCUAUGCCAAGCGGCCCUUCCACGAAUCCCCCUCCCCCGGGUCCCUAAAUAUAUGGCAGAAGGGUCAUCGCGAUUCGCGGCUGGACGAAGGGUUAGAAAACAGAGUCACGGCGAUGUAUAUGGUGCUUGGCUAUUGGCAGUGCCGCGUCUCCGCCGCUGCUAUGGUGUUUGGGAACAACUAG